Molecule: messenger RNA, 2465 nt
Organism: Exaiptasia diaphana
Lineage: Eukaryota; Metazoa; Cnidaria; Anthozoa; Actiniaria; Aiptasiidae
Product: leukocyte tyrosine kinase receptor
Exons: 3
Coding region: 180-1343 (387 amino acids)
Source: RefSeq, a predicted model, not a curated record
CGCACUCUUGAUGCGUUUACUUUUCAACAAAACAACUGAAUGGAUUCGUCGUUCACGAAACAAGGUGUUAAUGAUAAGGUUAACUAUAUAUUGAUUUCUUGAAGACUACGUUGGUGCAACAUUCAUGGUGACUCGAUAAGCUGUUAGAAUAAGACACCAUUCAUCCUCAAAACUUCAAAAUGUCACUUUCUGUAACUUCGAGGUGGAUCGUUCUUAUAAAAACUAUCGUGGUGGUGUCGGGAGUUACUCGUAGUACUCUCGAGAAGUCGUCGUACGUCGAGACGAAAACCAACUUCGUGCUACUACAUCACGUGUUUCAGAGUCUGAGGACUGCUUCAUUGAUGACAUGCGCGCAAAUGUGUCUGGGCAAGCCAAGAUGUCAAUCAUUUAAUUUCGAAACAAAUUUUCAAGCUGUAAACGCAGGUCUUUGUGAAUUGAAUGACUUUGCAAAUGAUGCGAUGUUAAUAUAUCAAAAGGGAUUUAUCCAUGGCUGGCUCACAGACUUGCAACUCCAAACCUUUUUGUUUACUAGUCUAGGAGCAAGUGGUUCAAAGGGACCCACAAAUACUACACAAUACUCGGGAUCAAACCUACAAGGGCAAGUACAACUUGUAAAGGGCACCCAAUUAUGGACGAUUCCACAAACUGGAAAAUACGUCAUCAAAGCUAACGGGGCUUCCGGUGGAAAUGGGACUAGCAGUGGGUGUGGAAGAUGGACAAAGGGUGGCAGAGGAGCCUCGAUUACUGGAACGUUUUCUUUGCAAAAGGGAAAUAAACUAAAAAUAAUCGUUGGACAGCAAGGAUUGACGCAGUUGAACUUCCCAGUCGCACCUGGGGGAGGAGGUGGUGGCACAUUUGUUACUCUAAGUGAUAACACACCAUUGAUAAUUGCCGCAGGGGGAGGAGGCGGGGGAGUUGCUUGCCGACAGCAGCUUGACGGUGAUCCUGGUCAGGCUGGUCCAAAUGGGACCCGUGGGGGUGGGAGUGGGGGGAGCGGUGGUAAGGUAGAAAAUUUAGACGCGAACUCACAAAUGCUAUCGAACAGUGGUGCAGGGUACACUGGAGAUGGAACUCAGUCAAGCAAUUCUGGGAAAAAUUCUAAAUCUUUCAUUCAUGGUGGGCACGGGGGAAGCGGUAUUAGUGAAACCGGAGGAUUUGGAGGAGGAGGCUAUGGCUGGACGCACGCAGGAGGAGGUGGUGGGUAUUCUGGAGGAGGAGUUAUCGGCAAUGAAACAUAUGGCGUCGCAGGGGGAGGGGGAUCAUUUAAUGGUGGAAGCUCACAAGAGAACGAGGUUGGAAUUAAUCAAGGUGACGGAAGAGUUAUCAUAAAAUACUUUUCUUGACUUUGAUCAGAGAGCCUAACUCCUGAUUGGCAUCAUGGCAUAGUAUCCAUAGUAGCUUUUGGUAGAAAACACUAUGACAUUUUAUUUGCAUGACAAUGCAGUCACGAUGACAUUGAAACGUCGUACUCUAUCAUCUUUAAUCUUUAUUCAGAAAAUUUUGCCGUGCGUUUUCACUCUAAAAAAUACACAGAUGACGUUAAAAUAUGAUGAGAAUAAAAAAGUACGUCACGAGGCGAAGUCGAGACACGUUACUGCUGUUAUCAAAUUUCUACUUCUUCUGUCUAUCUAUUAGAGUACAUGUCAUGAGAAGCACGGAAAGAGGGACUGUCUUUAUUUUAUGUAAUUUUUUCUCAUUUUUUGUUGGCUUAAUCAGGCGCGUAGCGUGGACUCUGGCUAGUACGCACAAGUCAUACAGGGACCGCGACACAUAUAUUAUGGGUUGGGGGAUUAACGACCGUCAAAUGCAGGAGUAUUAAGGGGGGUCUGGGGGUCCUCCCUAGGAAAUUUUGAAAUAAUAACUCUUUGAAAUGCAAUUUCCACCGUUUUUAGUUUUUUUUUUUUUUUUGGUAACGAAGCCUUGGUGCGACAGAGCACGCAAAGAUAAUUAUAUCAAAAAAUCCCUAAAAUUUUAAUAUUUCCUUGCUACUAGUACGCACUUGUGUAUAUGCGUAAAAGGACGCUACGCGCCUGUUAAUCUCAUGGAUGAACAAAAAUACAACAAAGAUCAGGCACUGAUUCUGACCAAUCAGAGAUCACGUAAUGAAUGACGUGUUUCGUGUGCGAAUGUUUUAAUAUUGAUAACACAUUUUGCUGUAUAUUUUGCAGCAUAUUGUCCUUAAUGUGACUUGCACAGCUGGUUAGGUCUGGUUAGACAUCUGAAUGACGUUACCCCUCUACCCUUGGGAUCACCCAUUGUACUGAUAUGUAAUACGUUUCCAUAGUGAUGAUGUGUAUAAGUUUUAAUGCAAAAAUAUAAUAAAAAACGUUAAGGCAGCGUGGUAAAGCAUACCCUGUUGUCAGUACAAAAAUAAUGUAAAGAAAUAGAGCAGACGUUGAUAUCACUGUAGCGAUUUGUAGACAGCAAGCUCUGCCUUUAGUCUUGCUACUUCAGCGUGCUCUUUA